Molecule: messenger RNA, 1715 nt
Organism: Vigna radiata var. radiata (mung bean)
Lineage: Eukaryota; Viridiplantae; Streptophyta; Magnoliopsida; Fabales; Fabaceae
Product: probable magnesium transporter NIPA4
Exons: 9
Coding region: 375-1415 (346 amino acids)
Biological process (GO): magnesium ion transport
Cellular component (GO): membrane
Molecular function (GO): magnesium ion transmembrane transporter activity
Source: RefSeq, a predicted model, not a curated record
AAGAAGGGUAGGAAGAAAAGAAGAGAAGUUGAGAGAGAAAGAGAGUAAUUCCCGAUGAAGUAAAGAUUAGCAGCGAAUCAACAAUGGAGUGUUGCAGUCGUCGACCUUGUUAGCAGUCUCACUCGCACUGUAAAAACUGUGUAUACUUUUUAUUUAUCUUCUCUCAAUUUCUCUCUCUCUUUCUCAAUGUAUCAUGCUUAUGCAAUUGCAAUUGCAAAGCAUUUCCGAUCCAGAGGGAGAGAACCUUUGUGACAGCUCUAUCAACCCACGAAAACCCUAUUCAGGGUCAGAUUCUUGAUUCUUUCGUUUCUCUGCCCGAGAUCUCGCUCUGUACCCACGGCUAGGGUUUUGCUUCGCUUCUUCUUGCGUCCGCCAUGGCGAGUUCUUCGGCUUCCAGCUGGCGCGAGGGAAUGUCCUCUGACAACAUAAAGGGUUUAUGCCUCGCUCUCUCCUCCAGCUUCUUCAUCGGUGCCAGCUUCAUUGUCAAAAAGAAGGGUUUGAAGAAGGCUGGUGCCAGUGGACUCAGGGCCGGAAGUGGAGGUUAUUCUUACUUGUACGAGCCACUUUGGUGGGUGGGAAUGAUAACAAUGAUUGUAGGAGAGAUUGCCAAUUUUGCUGCUUAUGCAUUUGCUCCAGCUAUAUUGGUCACUCCACUUGGUGCUCUCAGCAUUAUUAUCAGUGCUGCUCUUGCUCAUAUUAUUUUAAGGGAGAGGCUACAUAUUUUUGGAAUUCUUGGUUGUGUUUUGUGUGUUGUGGGAUCUACAACAAUUGUUUUGCAUGCACCUCAAGAACGGGAAAUUGAAUCUGUGACAGAAGUGUGGGAUCUUGCUAUGGAGCCAGCUUUUCUCUUGUAUGCGGCUUUAGUUAUAACAGCUACUUUUAUCCUUAUCUUCCACUUCAUUCCUCUCUAUGGACAGACACACAUAAUGGUUUAUAUUGGUGUUUGUUCCCUUGUAGGUUCUCUAACGGUUAUGAGUGUUAAGGCUCUUGGAAUUGCCAUUAAGUUAACACUGUCUGGGAUGAAUCAGCUAAUAUUCCCUCAAACUUGGGCAUUCACUCUAGUUGUAACAGCUUGUGUUCUUACCCAAAUGAAUUAUUUAAAUAAGGCACUGGAUACUUUUAAUACGGCUGUGGUAUCUCCUAUAUAUUAUGUCAUGUUCACAACAUUCACCAUUGUGGCUAGUGUUAUUAUGUUUAAGGACUGGGAUAGGCAAAGUCCAACGCAAGUUAUCACAGAAAUAUGCGGGUUUGUGACCAUUCUUUCGGGAACUUUUCUUCUCCACAAAACUAAGGAUAUGGCUGAUGGUUUACAGACAUCUCCAUCUAUUAGACUUGCUAAGCAUUCAGAAGAGGAUGGGUUUGAUGGUGGGGAAGGCAUUCCUCUUAGACGGCAAGAAUCGAUGAGAUCAACAUGAUAAUAUUUCUUGUAUAACAUGUUGCUUUUCUAAAUGAGCUUGAGGCAGUGGGGAGGGAUUUUGCCAAGUUCGUCGUCUGUAUUUUACUCUGAUUAUUUCCCUCCCCGUCAUAUUUUUUUCCUCAUACAGUUGGAGUCGAAGGAUGAGAGUUUGGCAUCACCGUUGAUGAUUAUGCUUUCUGAUCUUGCCUUGCGUACUCCUCUACUCUCCUCCGUACCCAAUGUAAUUUUCUGCACAUUCAUUAUAUAUAGUGUACCUCAGUUAAAUGAAAAUAUUCAUCAUCAAAUUUUGAACUCGACA